Messenger RNA from Penicillium coprophilum, 660 nucleotides. Its product is annotated as Hemopexin/matrixin. The coding region runs from base 1 to 660 and encodes 219 amino acids. Lineage: Eukaryota; Fungi; Ascomycota; Eurotiomycetes; Eurotiales; Aspergillaceae. The transcript has a single exon. The record is from RefSeq and is a predicted model, not a curated record.
AUGGUUGACGCCGCCUGCCGCAUUGCCGGAAAACAGGAGAUCUACGUCUUCUCCGGCCGACAUUAUGGUCGUGUCAGAUUUAGCCAAGGAGGCCCCGAGCAUAAUCUUGCUGCAGGCCCCACGCUCUCAAGCAAGGGUUGGAACACUCUGCCUAAGAUGGGCUUUGGUACAGUGGACACUAUUGUGCCUGUGCCGGGCCACGAAAACCAACUUUACGUUUUCUUCGGAGGCCGAUAUGCCAAGAUCAAGCUUGAAAACUACGACGAUAGCUUUGUCAACGACGGCGCUCGUCCUAUUACCUCUGGAUGGAAAUCACUCGUCCAGGCGGGCUUUGACACUGUGGAUGCAGCAAUGCUCACCCCAGGAACAAAGAAUGAGAUGUACUUUUUCAACGGCUUGAACUAUGUUCGUCUGGAUAAUAGUACCGACAAGAUGGUCAAUAAGGUUGCACCUAUUGCACAGGGCUGGCCGAGUCUUGUUCAAGCUGGCUUUGAUAGUGUUGAUGCUAUUGUUCCGAGCCCGCAUGGUCAGGACCUCUACUAUGUCUUCCGCGGGGAUCAAUUUGCGGUGAUCAAAGUGGAUAGCAAUAGGCAAGAUAGUCUUGUUUCGCCCCCGAAGCCAAUCAGCUCCGCGUGGAAGGCUUUGGAUGGAUGGGUUUAG